AUGAAUCGCACUGAGGGCUUGGUGCAACGCAAGCACGUUGUUAAAGAAAAUUCUGAUGGUUCUCUAAAGGAAAAUCAGGAAUCGGAUGAUAAGAAAAAUGAUAAAAUUUUUGAUGACGGAGAUUCAAAGGAAACACGAUUAACGUUAAUGGAAGAAGUUUUACUAUUAGGAUUAAAGGAUAAAGAGGGUUACACAUCGUUUUGGAAUGAUUGUAUUUCUAGUGGUUUAAGAGGUUGCAUUUUGAUUGAAUUGGGUCUAAGAGGCCGUAUAGAGCUGGAAAGAGCUGGCAUGAGGCGAAAAGGUUUACUUUCAAGAAAAGUUAUUGUGAAACAUGAUACACCUACUGGUGACGUACUGUUAGAUGAAGCCCUAAAACAUAUGAAGGAUACCGACCCUCCAGAAACAGUUCAAAGCUGGAUUGAAUAUCUCAGUGGUGAAACUUGGAAUCCGAUGAAACUCAAAUACCAAUUGAAGAAUGUUAGGGAGAGGCUUGCCAAAAACCUAGUUGAAAAAGGAGUAUUGACAACGGAAAAACAGAACUUCCUAUUAUUUGACAUGACUACCCACCCAUUGACAGAUAAUGUGAUCAAAUGUCGCUUAGUUAAAAAGGUACAAGAAGCCGCCUUGCGCCGCUCGAUAACGGACGUGGCGCACGCAGAUAAGCGGUCCCUAGCGCUGCUGAUGCUCGCACAUUCCGCCGACGUCCUCGAGAACGCCUUCGCCCCCCUCUCUGACGAGGACUACGAGCUGGCGACGCGGCGCGUGCGCGCCCUCCUCGACCUGGACUUUGAGGCCGAAGCCAUGCGUCCCGACGCGUGCGAUAUCAUGUGGGCGGUGUUCGCCGCUUUCACGAAAUAG
Leptosia nina is the source of this 858-nucleotide messenger RNA. NCBI's taxonomy places the organism in Eukaryota, Metazoa, Arthropoda, Insecta, Lepidoptera, Pieridae. The record is from the annotation of a GenBank genome assembly.